Carassius carassius (crucian carp) is the source of this 2174-nucleotide messenger RNA. RefSeq names its product complement C1q tumor necrosis factor-related protein 1-like. The record is from RefSeq and is a predicted model, not a curated record. The transcript has 4 exons. Gene Ontology annotation, molecular function: protein binding. The coding region runs from base 280 to 1107 and encodes 275 amino acids. Lineage: Eukaryota; Metazoa; Chordata; Actinopteri; Cypriniformes; Cyprinidae.
UUCCUCUAUCCACUUGGUCCACUCUGGCCCAUUUUGUAGAAGGUUUAUUUUCUUUUCACUUUGUCCUUUUUGUUGGUUUCAUUUCACCCCACCCUCUUAGAUGCAUCCAUGCUCCUCCUUUCCUGCAUUUUUUCCCCCUGGCUCCUCAUGGCAUGCUGAGUUUGGGAGUGCAGGAGGGAGAUGCCUUAAAAACGCUGACAGGCUAUAACACUCUCAGAGAGACGGCCCAGUCAACGCAAGCAUCCUCACUGCAGCCCAGCAGAGCUUCUGUGGACCCUCAUGUUUGGACCUGCCAAGAUAAAGAUGCUGGUGUUGAGCCUGGUACUUCUGAUGGUGGUGUUUGCCAAAUGGGCUGAGCCGUACGUAGCACAAUCCCGGGAUGCAGACCAAGACACAUAUGAGCCCAGAGAAAAGCAGAGAUCCCCAGAAUACUACAGAGAUGGCAGUGGAACUGAGUGCAGGCGGUGUUGUGACCCUGCAGAGGAGGCCCCACAGUAUGCCAGUCCAUACCCGCAGUACAAUAUUGUACCAAAGAUAAACAUCACCAUCCUAAAAGGGGAGAAGGGAGACACUGGUGAGCAAGGACUUUAUGGGAAAACAGGCAAGUCUGGGCAAACCGGACCCCGAGGGCCCUAUGGCAUGAAAGGAAACAAGGGCAGCAUUGGUGCUCCCGGAGAACCCUGUAAAUCCUACUACGCUGCCUUCUCUGUGGGCCGGAAGAAGGCACUACACAGCAAUGAUUACUACCAGACCAUGAUCUUUGACUCAGAGUUUGUCAACUUGUAUGGCCACUUCAACAUGUUCACGGGCAAGUUCUUUUGCUAUGUUCCCGGCAUCUAUUUCUUCAGCCUGAAUGCGCACACUUGGAACCAAAAGGAAACAUACCUGCACGUGAUGAAGAAUGAAAAGGAGAUGGCCAUCUUGUACGCUCAGCCCAGCGAUCGCUCCAUCAUGCAGAGCCAGAGCCUAAUGCUGGAGCUGGAGAGGGAUGACCAGGUGUGGAUUCGGCUCUAUAAGGGCGAAAGAGAGAAUGCUGUGUUUAGUGAUGACUUUGACACCUACAUCACAUUUAGUGGUCACCUUAUUAAGGCAAAGUCAGAAGGUUAAGCAGAGCCAAUCUAUGGACAGCAGGGAUUUAUGUAACAGUGUCUAUUAAAUGAGAUGCAAUUUCUUUUUACCCUUUUUUGUAAUAUAUUUUUAACAGUUUUACAUGGUACUUCAGGAGGAACAUUGGUUUAUAUUUAUGAUCCAAUACUGUAAUGUCCUUUGUGUCUGACCAUCUUUAACUUUGUUACAGAGGCUGGGCUACUUGACAAACGUGGUAUUAUGGGUUAUUGCGCUAAUAACAUUUAAAUCAAUACAAAUCUGUAUCUACAAUCAAAAAAUUAUUUUAAGACAAUAUCAUAUAAAUACAUAUAUAAAGACAACAGUAUCAUAAUUUAACAGAGAUUUUGCACAAUAUUUAUGCAGGCCUUUUUCAUGUGUAGAUAAAUCAGCAAUCAUUUAACAGAUUAAUUGAAAUUAUCAUAUUAUAUCUAUUAUAAUAUAUAGAAAUCAGUGUUAAAUUGGUUCUUGAAAAUGGAAAGUGGUGCAACAAUUAUAAUUUACGAUUAAUUCAACAAAUAAUGCAAAUUCAGUUAAAAAAUAAAAUCAUUAAAUCAAAAGACGAUGUACCAUAUUUUCAGAAAAGCUUAAUUAAUACCAAAUAAUUUAUUACAUGAAAAAAACAAGUAAACUGAAACAGUGAUUUAUGACAAAUAUUUUGGUAAAUAAAUAUUUUGAUCAUUUACAGUAUUGUAGAAUGAGAAAAUAGACUACUUAGUCUGUGCUGCAGACAACUAGGGUAUAUUUACAUUCACAUUUAGUCAUUUUGCAGUCACUUUUAUCCAAAGCGACUUACAAUUGGGGGAUACAUAAAGCGAUUCUUCUUCAAGAGGCAAAAAAGUGCUUACAAUACCAGGUUUUAGACAUUGUUCAAAUAAGUACAAGCUAGAAAAAGAAAGAAUAAAUAAAACAUUUUAUUUAAAUUUUUUUUUACGAUGAAACCAAGUAGUUUCGAAAAGAGAUACGUUUUCAGCUGUCGCUUAAAAAUUGUUAGGGAUUCAGCAUUUCGUAUAGGCGUUGGAAGAUCAUUCCACCGGCCAGGAAUGGUGAACGAGAAUGUUCUGGAAAGU